Aspergillus saccharolyticus JOP 1030-1 is the source of this 207-nucleotide messenger RNA. Its product is annotated as cytochrome c oxidase VIIc family protein. Lineage: Eukaryota; Fungi; Ascomycota; Eurotiomycetes; Eurotiales; Aspergillaceae. Gene Ontology annotation, biological process: mitochondrial electron transport, cytochrome c to oxygen. The record is from RefSeq and is a predicted model, not a curated record. The transcript is spliced from 3 exons. Bases 1 to 207 code for a protein of 68 amino acids.
AUGGCCACCUCUUUCGUUGCCCGUCGUGGCUUUUCCACCACCCGUGCCCAGCUCAGCAGCCCCUACCACUACGCUGAGGGUCCUCGUUCCAACCUUCCCUUCAACCCCCUCACCAAGUACUUCUUCUGGAGAUACUGGGCUUUCAUGGUCACCGGCUUCGGUCUUCCCUUCGGUAUCGCUGUCUGGCAGACCUACAAGACCCGCUAA